Somion occarium is the source of this 1720-nucleotide messenger RNA. Lineage: Eukaryota; Fungi; Basidiomycota; Agaricomycetes; Polyporales; Cerrenaceae. The record is from the annotation of a GenBank genome assembly.
AGGCGUAUUCAUGUUCCAACCAGUAUGCUGACUUCCCUGGAAGGGGCUUUGUUCCCGACAGUUCAUUCUGUUUACCAUCACGAACCGCGUGGCUGGAAGCAUAAAACUCUCAUGUCUCCCUUCUAUUGUCGGCUUUCCCUCAGAUUCCCUCCCAUCUCGAUCGCUUCCCCGAAAAGUCUCUUGCUUGCUUGUUUCGUGGUGCGUCGGAUGCUCUACCAGCUCACCGGCGAUCGUCCAUUUUGAUGUGUAUCUCUCGCGUAGAGCGUUACGAAAGCCGAAUAAUAAUCAAAGCGCUGGUCUGGACGAAAGCCAGAGGUUACUCCGCAUCGGUCGCAGUUGAAGUUUCCUCCAACGCUAUCGGCAUCUUGCAUUGGCUGCUUUACUCUCGUUUACUGCGGACUGUUAUUAAAGACCCUUCGCUGCUGGGCCUUCCAGCCAAGCUAUGUCUCUGACGGAUGGCACGUACUACGGACCGGUCGACGAAAGUCCCCAAGAUAUCUUUCUUGAGAAAACAUUCUUAGCAAGCGGGUACUUAACGGGUGUUGGCUAUGGUGUACAACUCGUACUGUACGGCGCUUGCGUUAAGAAGCUGUGGCGGCGAAAACCCCGGAUACGCUUUACACUUUUCCUCAUCUCGUACAUCACUGUGCUCUGUAUUAUGAACACGAUAUGGACGGCGACUUCGGCGUAUGGUCUGCAGUUGACAUACAUCGACUAUCGGAAUUAUCCGGGAGGUUCUCUGGGCUUCUUACGGGUCGAAUUCUCGUUGCCCAGCAAUGUACUGUCAUUGGCAGCAUACAUCACUGGUAACAUCCUCGCAGACGCACUUUUGUUAUGGCGUUGUCGAGUGAUUUGGACAGCAGCUUUCAAUGUGACUGCCAAUUUCGUCAUGAUAAUACCAAUGUUAAUGCUUUUCGCAUCUUUCGCUGUUGCAGUCGUCUUCGCGAUAGAAACAGCCUCACCAGAAGGCCUCUUUUCUCAAACUACUACCAAUUUCGCCCUUCCUUAUUUCGCCAUCUCACUUUCCCUUAAUAUCAUCCUCACACUCCUUAUCGUCGGUCGAAUGUGGUUCUACCAACGAGAAGGCCGUGCCGUCUUUGGUCAAAGUUACGGCAAACAUUAUGCGUCUAUCUCGGCCAUGUUUAUUGAGAGCGCUGCUCUCUACGCUAUUUGCUCUAUCUUGCUUUUGGCCACCUAUGCUAUCCAACAUCCUAUCAACCAGAUAUGGUUCGGCCUCAGCCCGUCCGUACAGAUGAUUGCGAACUAUCUCAUCAUUUACCGUGUCGCCGAUGGUCGAGCAUGGUCUUCCGAGAUGUUUACUAAAGCCACAGGCGUAGUAUCCUCUAUAGCCUUCGAUUCCAAUGCUUCCUACAAUGAUACCCCUUCUCGGAAUAAUUCAGAGCCAACGACCACGACGGUUGUCUCGGAUUCGAGAGCGUACAGUGUCCCACUACAGACCUUGGGCAUAGUCGACGAUGGAGUUUCGUCAAGAAGUAAAGUGGACGAUUCGUCAAAAGUGUCCGUGGAGCGUUCGAGUGUACACACGAAAAGUAGGGUCAUAUCAUGGGUGCAGAAAGAGGAAGUCUGAGGCUUCUUCCAUUGCUCUGGUUUCCUAGUCGUGUCAUUGCUGAGUCUAUUCGUAUACCUUAAUUUUCCGACGUUAGACACUGUACUUUUAGUGUAGCAGUACGUUCUGAACCAAUCACAUUCCAGUCUUACC